Molecule: messenger RNA, 264 nt
Organism: Acaulospora colombiana
Lineage: Eukaryota; Fungi; Glomeromycota; Glomeromycetes; Diversisporales; Acaulosporaceae
Source: the annotation of a GenBank genome assembly
AUGAUGUCUAGUUUCAAUACAGCUAUCGCAUCCAUUCGGAAGACGGACCUGCCUUUCCAUUAUCAGUUGGUAAUCACGAGAGCGUAUCAGGAAGGAGAGAUAGAGUUGAUGGAUGAGGACGAGCUUGAUGAGAAUGAUGCCGAAGAGCGUACAUUUCUCUUAGACGAGGUGUUGAAACCUAGAAACGGGUCUUUCGAGGGAAAUAAUACUAUUGAAUGGCGAGAUCUAGAAGAAGACGACACAACUGGGGGCUCAUCCGAGGAG